Molecule: messenger RNA, 1890 nt
Organism: Culex pipiens pallens (northern house mosquito)
Lineage: Eukaryota; Metazoa; Arthropoda; Insecta; Diptera; Culicidae
Product: protein Wnt-10a-like
Exons: 4
Coding region: 1-1053 (350 amino acids)
Biological process (GO): neuron differentiation; canonical Wnt signaling pathway; multicellular organism development
Cellular component (GO): extracellular region
Molecular function (GO): frizzled binding; cytokine activity
Source: RefSeq, a predicted model, not a curated record
AUGACAACGAACGUCUCUUCCACAGGAUACCGCGAGAGUGCGUUCGCGUACGCGAUCGCCUCCGCCGGAGUGACGCACAGUGUGGCCCGAGCUUGCGCCCAAGGUCGCCUGAUCAGCUGCGGCUGCGAUCCGGCCGUCAACCGGAAGGGCAUGUCCAAGUCGCUGCGGGAAAGCCUGGAGAAGGAAAAGCUGCGCUUUCUGGACGCCAUCAACGAGAACUCGAUCCUGGUGGACGACAGCCUGAAGAAGCUGAAGACGAAACAGGCCAGCCGGUGGAAGUGGGGCGGCUGUUCGCACAACAUGGCCUUCGGGGUGGAGUUCUCCGAGCUGUUCCUGGACACGCGGGAAAAGGGCGGUGACAUCCAGUCGCAGAUCAACCUGCACAAUAACCAUGCCGGGCGGAGGGCCGUGUCCAACAACAUGCAAGUUCGCUGCAAGUGCCACGGAAUGUCCGGCAGCUGCCAGCUGAAGACGUGCUGGAAGUCGGCACCGGACUUCCGGGUGGUCGGCAAGGUGCUGAAGCAGCAGUACCGAAGGGCGGUCCUCGUCGAUCAGUCCAACCUGGGCAACGGUCCGCCGAUGAUCGUGUACCACAAACCAAAGAAACGGAAGCACGUCAAAAAUGCACGUCCGCCCAGGCGAACCAAGCAUCAGGGCUUGUCGGGGUCGUCGUCCGGUGGGGAGAGUAAAGGCGGCAGUAACCGCGGCGGUGACAGCAAGCGGGACAAGCAGCUCAUGAUGGGACAGCAGUCGCUGGUGGUGCCGAUGGGAGGUCGCGCCGGCAACAAGCGGAUGGAGAACGCACUGUUCUACUACCAAAGAUCGCCCAACUUUUGCGAGCGGGACCAGGUGUCGGAUAUACCGGGAACCGUUGGGCGUCGCUGCAACCGCACCAGCACCGGCAGCGAGGGUUGCGCCUCGAUGUGCUGCGGCCGGGGCUACAACCUGGUCCGGGAGAAGCGCGUCGACCGGUGCAACUGCAAAUUCCACUGGUGCUGCUACGUCGAGUGCGACGACUGCGAGGUCGAGGAGUGGAUCAGCGUGUGCAACUAGAAGGACCUUAAGAAAAAGACGACGCUUAUCGCAAGCUACGGUUACGAAAUUCAGCUUCUCUUAGGCAAAAUGGCAAAACUCUUAGGCUGAGAUAAAGAAAAAAAUAUUUAAUUGCAACCGCGUGCUUGGAAUGCUCAAGUCCUUACUUGCCCCUAGCCAAGGCAGAAAAAGAAGUGAUUGUAUACGAGAGGUGCAUGUUAGAAACCCCUUCUUAAGCGUUCAAGUGACAUUAAUUAGUGUUUGGAUAAAAUAUCUCACAACAAACAUCCAUAUUGGCCAACAAACCAACGGCGUGUGUUCUAUCGCAGCAGUAUUACUUAAAUAAUAUAACAUUGAUAGAGUAUUUGUGGGGAUCGAGUUCGAAUUCACCGACCGACUACUAAUCGUGUAGCUAAUCGUAAUUGCUGUACAUUUAUUAGCGAACGAAGAAAAACUCCAAUCGCGGACCCCCUCGACCCUCCCCGUGACUUAAGUUAAUUAGUUUUAUUAGUUUUUAUUUAUUUGUUCUGCCCGCGUACCUGUAAAUAUACAAAAAAGAAGAAGAAGAAACGUUUUUGCGAUUAGUUUUUAAGUGAGACCAACCAAGCUGAUCACUGUCAUCAUCGAUGGUUAUGAUGACAAAUUGAUCGUUUCUAACCUGCUGUACAUGCUGAGUUAUACGCACACACACUUACACAAAACGAUAACUAAUAAUUUAAUAAAUUACCAUAAAUUAUAAUUGGUUGUCGCAUGGGGUGCGCAAGAACGUGUGCUCUCUAUCGUUGGAGGGGAAGUUAUUGAGAGCGCAGAUUACAAAAUGAUUCAUGUAGUGAUUGAAUAAAUUAAUGACGAGUUGUG